GUCAUCGGCGUGACAGCAUCGGCACCGAGUGACCGAGUCUAGUCCCGCGGUUCUCGCGUCCGGUCUCUCCCCUCUCGAGAAAGAGAGAAAAAGAUCCGGAUGACGAUUUUCGGUGAUUUCGAACGCGCGUGACAGCGAACUUCGAAAGGCAAUUGUCGGUCGCGUUGUCCAGCGCGAGGUGAAUCAUCACGCGCGGUAAUUAUUAAGAGACGAUAUAUCUAUAGUGCGGCAACGGCGGUUUCGACGUCGAGUGACGCGAUACGACCGGAUGAUCGAUCGGCCGGAUCGAGCGAGGAGGCGUAGACGGUGGAGCGCCGUCGAUCGCGGCGCGUUUCAGGAAUCAAUUCGCGGGAGUGAUCGCGAAUGUUCGUUUCUUCGUAACAAAUAUUGUACCGGCAACAUUUUUUAUGUUUAAGUAUUUCUGAUGCCCAUCGCGACGAGAGUUGGGGAGAAGAAUCGAAAACGCGGCGCGGAGAUCAAGAUUUCUUUAUUUGUUUACAACAAAGAUCCUCGUCGGAAGACAAUUAAGAAGAGGAGCUGGGAUUAGUUGUCGCGAUUGGGAUUAGUUGUCGUGUAGAAAAUACGUGGCCACGAUUUCUGGCAUCUACCUUCAUUGGGUGUUUGAUAAUAAAUAAAUACAGCGUGAAGAGAGAAUGGUGCGGGCAACUCGCGCAGACGCAACGCUAACGAAGAUGAGGGAUGCGGUUCCGCAGAAAGGAAGUCAUAACGUAGCCACCCCCAAGUCCAAACCGUCCUUAGAGAUAUAUCGACCCCCAGGUGGGCGAGCGGAAGGAACCACGGCGAGCGUCACUAAUCUUCGACUAAACGUGCACGCCAAGGAAUUCACGAUGAAGCAGAACGAUUCGCAUACUUCUAAGUCUCGGACUAGUGCACCGGAGCGCUCCACGUAUUAUCUGCAGCACAGCAAAUCAAGCGGUAAUAUCCACCGAUACCUCUACGCUCAGCAGCAUCAGCAGCUGCAACACCCUCUACAGCAGCAGCAACAUCAACUACCGUCCCGUCAUUCUCAGGGUGGCCAUCACUCGAUGACGAAUUCCACGUUGCGUUCACCCCAUCCUUUGGACAUAUCCGCGUCCAGUGGAAACAUCUUGCACGCCGCGAAUAGGGUACACUUCAACAUGGAUCAGAACGAAAUCAAGACUAACUCCGUGAAACCGGGCAAGCUUACCAAAUCGCAUACCUUCGUGUCGACUUACGGCCUGAAGCGCUCCAAAAGCCUGAACUCGACGGACGUGUUGGCCGCCAAAGCGCUCAACAUCGCGGACGCCUCCGAACUAGGAAAAUUUCCUUCGCCCGUUCAAGAUAUACUUCUACGAGCGAUAGAAGAUCCGAAUCUUUUAAAUGCGAGGACAUUGAUGGAACUAGUACGGCACAUUCUGGAUAGGGUAGUGGAAAAUCGCAAGUAUGCCGAUCCGGCAGCUAAAAUUUGCAUCACGAUUAUAGAGAAAGAAACAAAAGAAACUUUCCUGGAAUCCUUGCUAAAUACGUGCCAACAAUGGUACCAGGAUCGCGCUAGAUUACUGUACGACGGCCAGACCUGCCAUCGAUACUCAGCCUUUAUGACGUUUCUCAACGAGAUGUAUUGCCAGCUGAAGCGCCGGCAGCUACAAUUGAAGACGCAGCAGGAGGGCGUUCCACCCGGACGCGUGCUCCUCACGCUGCUUUGGAAAUGCUGCCAGGAUUGCUUGCAACCGCCGGUCAUUAACUCUCUGGCUGAGACAAAUUGUCUGUUCUUCAUCCUCACGUGUAUCGGCAAGGACCUGGACGCGGAGCUGCCGAUGCAGCUGCAGCAGUUGCUUGGCAGUGUGCGCGACGCCUUCCUGGCGGAGGAAACGACGCUGCCCCCGGUCAAGAGGACGCUUCUGCAACUGAUCGAGCUCCACGCCGCCCAUUGGCAGCUACCGGCGCCGGCGGUGGUUUACUACUACCCCUCGAACUCUAACUCCAAGUGACCGCCAGUCUACGACACUCACCGCGGUCUCUCCGUCCGUCUUCCCAAAGUAUCAGAGAUUUUCUUACGCGAAAGCAUGCGGGUGUACCUUAAGUAUUUUUAACGCAACGAAACGUCUUUUGACAAGCGCGGCCGACAUGGGCGGCGCCUUUCGACGCGACAAUAAUAAUUUAAAAAAAAAAAAAAAAAGAAAACCACGAACGAAAGUACGACGUCGAUGAGUGUUACACGGUUUUUAUUUGCAAUUUUGUUUAUUUCUUAUUCACUUCACGACGAUCGCGAACGACACUUGUGAUGAUCUCGUUCCUUCCACGAAACGGAAGUUUUUGUUCGACAAAUCUGUAUGCAAACGAUUCUGUAUACGAAUAAACAAGUUCUUUUGCA
This is a messenger RNA of Monomorium pharaonis (pharaoh ant), 2356 nucleotides long. RefSeq lists its product as uncharacterized. Gene Ontology annotation, cellular component: cytosol. The record is from RefSeq and is a predicted model, not a curated record. The transcript is spliced from 9 exons. Gene Ontology annotation, biological process: regulation of translational initiation. The coding region runs from base 654 to 1973 and encodes 439 amino acids. Gene Ontology annotation, molecular function: RNA binding; translation activator activity; protein binding. Lineage: Eukaryota; Metazoa; Arthropoda; Insecta; Hymenoptera; Formicidae.